Molecule: messenger RNA, 2190 nt
Organism: Phycodurus eques (leafy seadragon)
Lineage: Eukaryota; Metazoa; Chordata; Actinopteri; Syngnathiformes; Syngnathidae
Gene: pgm2
Product: phosphoglucomutase 2
Exons: 13
Coding region: 138-1976 (612 amino acids)
Biological process (GO): carbohydrate metabolic process; purine ribonucleoside salvage
Molecular function (GO): phosphopentomutase activity; magnesium ion binding
Source: RefSeq, a predicted model, not a curated record
ACGCAGCAGUCCGUAUUAGCUUUCCGUGUGCGACUAUAAAAUCGCUUGUGGGAAGCGACUCGCUUCAUUUCGCCCGCCUCGCAUGGAAGUUCCACUUGAAUAGAGGCACAGUCUCCGUAAUCGACCGAAGAAGCAACAUGGAAGACGGCUUUUCCAGAAGCGGGGACGCCAAAGUGGACCGGGCUGUCACACAAUGGUUGCGAUAUGACAAGAAUCCGAAGACUGUGUGCGCGGUGGAGAAGCUGCUGGAAGACGGCGCGGUGGAGACGCUCAAGAAAUGUUUCUCAUCCAGGAUGGCGUUCGGAACGGCGGGUCUGAGGGCAGCCAUGGGCCCCGGGGUGGCCCGCAUGAACGACCUCACCGUCAUCCAGACGACGCAGGGUUUGUGUCGCUACUUAGAGGACAGUUUUGUGAACCUGAAGGAGCGAGGAGUGGCGAUCGGCUACGACGCCCGAGCCCACCCGCCCAGCGGGGGCAGCAGCAAGCGGUUCGCCCGACUGGCUGCCGCCGCGUUCAUCGGCCGAGGGGUUCCUGUGCACCUCUUCUCUGACAUCACCCCCACUCCGUUCGUGCCUUUCACAGUUUCACACCUGGGUCUGUGUGCUGGUAUCAUGGUGACCGCCUCGCACAACCCCAAAGAAGACAAUGGCUACAAGGUAUACUGGGACAACGGUGCCCAGAUUGUGUCCCCUCACGACAAAGGCAUCUCAAAGGCCAUAGAGGAGAAUCUGGAGCCUUGGUCAGAGGCCUGGAAUACAGAGGCGGCCCUGAUGAGCCCCCUGCUCAAGGACCCGCUUGAGGACAUCCACACACACUACUUCAAAGCCAUCCAGAAACACUGCCUUCACAGGGAAUUAAACAAGAGCUGCGAGGUGAAAAUCGUACACACGUCGGUGCACGGCGUCGGCCACGCAUUCGUGCGGUCUGCGUUCGAGGCCUUCGACCUUCGCCCGCCGUACGCUGUGGCCGAACAGAAAGACCCGGACCCCGAGUUCCCCACUGUCAAAUACCCCAAUCCUGAGGAGGGAGAGGGAGUUCUGAACCUCUCCUUCUCUUUGGCUGCGACGGUGGGGGCCACUGUAGUGCUGGCCAACGAUCCCGAUGCGGAUCGACUGGCUAUCGCCGAGAGGCAGGAGAGCGGACAGUGGCGAGUUUUCAGCGGGAACGAGCUGGGAGCGUUACUAGGCUGGUGGAUGUUCCACUGCUGGAAAGAGCAAAGCCCUGACGUUGGUGCUGUGAAAAACGUCUACAUGUUGGCCAGCACCGUCUCAUCCAAGAUUCUGCGAGCCAUCGCCCUCAAGGAAGGCUUCCACUUUGAGGAAACACUGACAGGGUUCAAAUGGAUGGGAAACCGAGCCAGAGACCUUUUAGAUCAAGGCAAGACUGUUCUGUUUGCCUUUGAGGAGGCCAUAGGCUACAUGUGCAGUCCCUCAGUGUUGGACAAAGAUGGAGUGAGCGCUGCUGCAAUAACAGGAGAGAUGGUUUCCUACCUGGCAUCGAAACAUAAAAGUCUUUCUCAGCAACUCGCAACCAUCUGUGAAGAGUACGGCUACCACCUCAGCAAGAACUCUUACUUCAUCUGCCAUGACCAGGAUGUGAUCCGCGGCCUGUUUGAGCGGCUGCGCAACUACAGCGGCGACGGCGCGGACUCCUACCCGAGCAAAUGCGGCGCCUUCUCCGUCGCCGCUGUCCGCGACCUGACCACCGGCUUCGACAGUAACCAGUCCGAUAACAAGGCUGUCCUUCCCACCUCCCGUUCCAGUCAGAUGAUUACGUUCACCUUCUCCAACGGGGGCGUGGCCACCAUGAGAACCAGCGGCACCGAACCCAAAAUCAAAUACUAUACCGAGCUGUGUGCAGCCCCUGGUAACGGUGAUUUGGAGCAGCUGAAGAAGGAACUGGACCAACUGGUCGACGCCAUCGUUGAAAACUUCUUUGAGCCACAGAAGAACAAACUGCAGCCAAAGCCAGAAUAGAACUGAUGUGAUAAAACACGCGAUAUGUCAAAUGCACGUGAUUUUUCAUUCAGAAUCGGCAUCGCACAGACCAGAGGACCAGUGGCAACGACAGCGGCGUUCCGUAUGUCUGGAAUCGCAUCAAAAGCAAUAUUAUCUUAAAAGGUAUUUAAGGAGGUUCUUUUUGAAAAUAAAAAGUCUUCAUUUUCAUACUGUAAAUGGAUUUUGGAGCUUU